CGGCGCCCGGGCGCGAACCCAAAACCACCCCCCAAACGUAGCGGCGAGGCGCUGGCGAGUUGAUGUGUUGAGGGCGCAAGAUGGCUCUUGGGCCGUUGGUUGGCUCCAUCGGUGUGAUUGCAGCAGUGGCCCUGCUGCUGUCGCGAGACACCGGCUAUGAGAGGCCUGAACGUUUCAUCGUCGUCACGUCCCCCGGCACGCGCAACGUCUUUUGGGCCCCUCUCCCGACGCUGCAUGACUCCACGCUCCCUCCCAAGGACCAGGUGGUUCAUAACGGCCAAGUGCUGAUCGAUGGAACGGCCAGGUGUGCCGGAUGGAUCUGUUCGGAGCAGUCGGAUCGGGGCUUGAAGGAACCUGUGGGCUUAGCGUUGUUCCAAAAAGGCGGAGGAAAUGCCUGGCUGUACGUCUCCGAUCCCAAGGUGGGUUUCUUGUAUCGCUAUGAAGUUUCUCUCACUUGGCGCAAGACCUUGGAAGCUGGGCCACAGGAAGUGGUGGCCAGAGACCUGAAGGACUCCGCGUAUUGGUUGGCAGUGGACGGCUUUGGGAACAUCUUCUACACAGACGCUGAGGCUGGCUCCAUCUCAAUGAUUGCUGCCGAGGACGUAUCGAAGGGCCUUGCGAAGGGCAGGACUCUGCUGAGUUCAGAGACGCUGAGCCAAGUGGCUAGCCCGGCGGGCCUCGCAGCGGACGCCACAGCGCUUUAUUGGGCCAACCUGAAGGGAGAUCAAUCCACAGGAACACUGCUUCGAAGCAAUGUAUCUCCCCUGUCCUUGGCCAACAAGACCUCGAAGAACGCGAGCGCCGCCAUGACCCUUGCUGGGCGACAGAUGGCGGGGAGACAUUAUGUCUUCCAGGCAGCUGUGAAGGACAUUUGCUUGGCAGGCACCAACGUCUUUUUCACUGGUGAUGGCAAGUCUCUCUUCGCCGUGAAGGCAGAUGGAUCCAGCGAUCCGACAGAGGUUGCCUCCUUGAAGCAGCCCAAGGGUUGUACCUAUGACCAGGAGACCACCCUUUUCGUGGCCGAUCAGAGUCUCAACGGAAUCUACUCCUUGCCGGCCAACAUGCAGAAGCUGAGACAGGCCAAACACGUGCGAAAGGUGGUUUCGCUGAAGGGACCCCAGCAGAUUGCGAUCUUCUAUGGUCCAUCUUCCAACAAGUUCCUUCAGCUUUCGAACUGAGCCCAGGAUUUCUGCGUCGUUUCACCUGACCAUCGGGGGCAGUUGACGCUCCCAUGGAAGAAACCCCAGAGCCGCGUCGGCGGAGGGUAGUUAAGGGCUAGAAGCCCGACAUAGGAGUUGGAC
Messenger RNA from Cladocopium goreaui, 1301 nucleotides. The record is from the annotation of a GenBank genome assembly. NCBI's taxonomy places the organism in Eukaryota, Dinophyceae, Suessiales, Symbiodiniaceae.